AUGGAAGCUAAGCAUAAGAUGGUCCCGGUUGGCAUCACGGAUCACUGGUUUGCAAUACAUAUGACGGUCCAAGCGGCGGUACCUGGUGGAGGGGGUCCCGGGCUUUGGAGGCUGCAGAUGACACAAGCAGGGGAAGCAGGAACAAAAAAGAUCAUUGAAGCAGCACUGAAUGAACACCAGUCGCAUCUAGAGCAGCCGUUCGAUGGUCUUUUGCUGAACUUGAAGGCGAGUCUGAGAGCGCAUACAGCAGAGGAAAGGAAGCGGGUAAAGGCCACGAUCCGGCACCUGGAGGCCAAGGUGGUGAGACUCAGGAGGCUUCUGGUGUCGAACCCGACGGGGCCUGGAUUGUACGAGGAGCUGAUCAAACAUGAGGCGGCGCUGAAGGGGUAUCAGGAAAAAACGAAAGUUAGGCUGCAGGUGAUGACGGGGAUGUUGGUGGAGCUGGCGAGUGAGGCACCGACUGGCUACCUUUCAGGCCUAAUAAAGUCGAGGAAAGAGAAAACAGAGAUUAAAGGAGUGGUGUGCAAUGGCCAGGCGAUUACAGGCGCGAGAGAAGUGCUGGCAGCGGCGACCAGUUUUUUCAAAGAAUCUUACGCAGCUCCUCACUGUCAGCAAGAGCGUAAUGCGGAAAGCUGGGAGGUGGAAGAGGACAAGCGUCUGCUGGAAUGUGAUAAGGCGUUGCUUACGAAACCAUGGUCGGAGGAGGAAGUGAAGACAACACUUCGUGAGCUACCAGCGGGAAAGGCGCCGGGACAGGAUGGACUGCCGAAAGAGUUGUUUGAGAAAAACUGGGAGCUGUUGGGGAAGGAGCUGAUGAAAGGACGAAAGGAAGGGGGGCUUGGCGUAAUAGACCCGAAGGAGAGAUUGGGGAGUAUUGGGAUCCACAACAUUGGAAGAGGAGCGACGGCGACAGACCCGUUCAGGAACUGGCUUUGGGAGAAGGCAGCAGGUUUCCCGCAAGGGCUUGCGACGAUCUAUGCGCACCCCGCCAUCUUACAUCACUGGUUAAAAGGGGGGGUGAGAUGGAAGGCAACGGAGGAGGCUCUCUGGGAGACAAAGAAGGAGGUGAUAAGGGAAACUUCGAACAGAUGGGAAGCGGAGGGAGAACAUCUGCUCUUUAAUCGGAAAAUUUUCUUCAGGGGAAAAUCCCCGUUUGGAAAGCAAAAGGGAUCAGUUUGCCUGUUGGGAAUCAUGCUUGGAGAUCUGAUUGAGAAGGAAGCGGGCGGCACCAGAAGAGUCAAAGAAGAGGCGACACUGGAUAGGGACCUGGGAGGUGAAGAGCAGAGGAAAUGGGCGUUGAAGGCCUUUGAAGCAACGCCGUCCGAAUGGAAGGAAAUGAUUCUAAGGCCUCUCACCGCGGAGGAAGUUUUCGGAGCUGCAAAGCUGAUAAGGACCAACUCAUACCGUCCCGGCGAGUUUCUUUACUACAGACUGCUGUACACGGCCAAUGGCAGAUUGUACGGGAAAAGGGUGACGGUGGAAGCAGGAGGAAAAGUCAAAGAGGUGCGCUAUGCUAGUGCGACGGAGGUGAACUGGAAGAAGGCGACACCGAUGGUAGAGAUAAGAGGCGCCAUGAAGGGCCGGCUGGGAGAGCCAAGGACGAGGCUAGAGAAUAACAUUCUGACACCGUCGCCUUCAUUUCCCCCUCCCGUCACCUUCAUUUCCCCCUCCCGUCGCCCUCACUUCCCCCUCCCGUCGCCUUCAUUUCCCCCCCCCGAUGCCUUCGAUUCCCCCUCCCGUCGCCUUCCACGCCUGCCGCACUCGCUUUCCCCCCGUCACACUCGCUUCCCCACCCGUCACCUUCAUUUCCCCUCCCAUUGCCUUUCACUCUCUCCUGCUCAAUCUUUUCCCCCCUACUCACUCUCUUCCCCCCUGCUCACUCUCUUUCCCCCUGCUCACUCUCUUCCCCCCUGCUCACUCUCUUUUCCCUUGUUCACUCGCUUCCCCCCUCCUCAAUCUCUUCCCCCCUGCUCACUCUCGUCCCCCUUGCUCACUCUCUUCCCCCCUGCUCACUCUCUUCCCCCCUGCUCACUCGCUUCCCCCCUCCUCAAUCUCUUUCCCCCUGCUCACUCGCUUCCCCCCUCCUCAUUCUCUUUCCCUCUGCUCACUCCCCUCGUUCUAACCCCACUUUCCCCAUUUCUCACCCAUUUUCCCCCUUCACGCUCUCUUACCCCCUCUGCUCGCCCCUGUUUUCCCGACUCACGCCUAUACUCACUCUGUCCCCCCCUGCUCACUCUCUUCCCCCCCUGCUCACUCUCUUUCCCCUUGCUCACUCUCUUUCCCCACUUCUCACUCUCUUGCCCCCUUCACGCUCUCUUUCCCUCCCUUCCGCCCGUUGCCCCCCUUCGUCUCGCGCUCGUCCCCUCGCAAUCCCCGUCUCUCUCUCCCCCCGUCGCCCUCGUUUUCCCCGUCGCCCUCCCUUCCACUCCUCGUUGCCCUCACCAUCACUCCUCGUUGCCCUUCUCCCUUCCCAUCUCGCACACUUGUCGCGCCCCCUUUCCAACCCGCACAUACACCCUUGCCUUCUUCCUUGUUUCCUCGUAUCCCCUGUGCUGCUUCCCCCCCUCCGACUUGCUCCCCCCAUCCCCUUCCCUGCUUCCCCCCAACCCCUUCCCUACUCCCCCCAUCCCCUUCCUUGCUUUCCCCCUUCCCCUUCCCUGCUUCCCCCAGUCCCCUUCCCUCCUUCCCUCGUCCCCCUCCCAGCAUCCCCCCAUCCACUUCCCUGCUCACCCCCAUCCCCUUCCUUGCUCCCCCCCAUCCCCUUCCCUGCUUCCCCCUAUCUCCUUCCCUUCUUCCCCCUAUCAUCUUCCCUGCUCACCCCUGCUCCCUCUGUUUCACCCUUGCUCCCUCUGUUUCACCCUUGCUCCCUCCCCUUCUUCUCUGCUCACCCUCUUCCCCCUUGCUCACUCUCUUUACUUCUGCUCACUCUGUUCCCCCCUGCUUCCUCUCUUCCCCUCUGUUCAAUCUGUCCCCUGCUGCUUCUUCUCUUCCUCUCUGCUCAUUCCGUUUACUGUCUUUCCCCCUUCACUCACCCCCAUACCCCCCAAUGCAGUUACAGGUGCUCAGCACCAGAUAAAGGGGUGGGGCGGAAUGGGGUGGGGCGGGGCGGAAUGGGGUGGGGCGGGGCGGAAUGGGAUGAGGCGGAUUGGGGAGAUGAGGGAUGGGGAGAUGAGGGAUGAGGAGAUGAGGGAUGGGGAGGUGUGGGAUGGGGAGGAGAGGGCUGGGGAGGAGAGGGAUCGGGAGGUGAGGGAUGAGGAGGUGAGGAAUGGGGAGAUGAGGGAAGGGGAGAUGAGGAAUGGGGAGGCGAGGGAAGGGGUAAUGAAUGAGCGUGUAUGCGACGGAAGGGUGCUGCUGACCACGCACCCUCCCACACCCAACGCGAUGGGAAGGGAUGAGAGGGUGGGCGGCAUGGGUAGAGAAGCGAUGGUGAAGAGGGGGAACGUGAUGGGCAGGGGAGUGAUGACGACGCGGAGAGAGGGAGGAGAGAAGGGAGGUCGGCGGGAAGGCUAA
Molecule: messenger RNA, 3510 nt
Organism: Closterium sp. NIES-65
Lineage: Eukaryota; Viridiplantae; Streptophyta; Zygnematophyceae; Desmidiales; Closteriaceae
Source: the annotation of a GenBank genome assembly